Molecule: messenger RNA, 156 nt
Organism: Apaloderma vittatum (bar-tailed trogon)
Lineage: Eukaryota; Metazoa; Chordata; Aves; Trogoniformes; Trogonidae
Gene: HSBP1L1
Product: heat shock factor binding protein 1-like 1
Exons: 3
Biological process (GO): cellular heat acclimation
Cellular component (GO): cytosol; nucleus
Molecular function (GO): transcription corepressor activity
Source: RefSeq, a predicted model, not a curated record
UUCCAGGCUCUGACCGAAAAGAUCACGCUGAGAAUGGAAGAAAUGGGUGAGCGCAUUGAUGACAUGCAGAAGCACGUUGCUGACCUGAUGACAGAGGCUGGGAUCAGAAACACCGCUGAAGAGUUGAGGCGCUUCCAUCCGCACGCGCCGUUUUGA